Messenger RNA from Elgaria multicarinata webbii, 2606 nucleotides. It is a transcript of the gene VAMP7, whose product is annotated as vesicle associated membrane protein 7. The record is from RefSeq and is a predicted model, not a curated record. The coding region runs from base 98 to 760 and encodes 220 amino acids. NCBI's taxonomy places the organism in Eukaryota, Metazoa, Chordata, Lepidosauria, Squamata, Anguidae. Gene Ontology annotation, cellular component: membrane; SNARE complex. Gene Ontology annotation, molecular function: SNARE binding; SNAP receptor activity. Gene Ontology annotation, biological process: exocytosis; endosome to lysosome transport; vesicle fusion. The transcript is spliced from 8 exons.
GGAAGCUCACGUGUUGUUUGCUUGCCCUGCGAGCGACGCGGCUGAGGAGAAGGGAAACGGAGCUGCGGGCGGGCGCCCAACCAGGCACCCUGCAGCCAUGACUAUCCUGUUCGCAGUUGUAGCCAGGGGCUCCACAAUCCUGGCCAAACAUGCUUGGUGCGGAGGGAACUUUCUGGAGGUGACAGAGCAGAUCCUGGCCAAGAUACCGUCUGAGAACAACAAACUCACCUAUUCGCAUGGAAAUUAUCUAUUCCACUAUAUCUGCCAGGACCGGAUUAUAUAUCUCUGCAUCACUGAUGAUGACUUCGAGCGUUCCAGAGCCUUCACGUUCCUGAACGAAAUCAAGAAACGGUUCCAAACCACCUAUGGGUCUCGUGCCCAGACAGCGCUGCCGUACGCCAUGAACAGCGAGUUUUCCAGCGUUUUGGCUGCACAGCUGAAACACCAUUCUGAAAACAAGGGUCCUGACCAGGUGGCCGAGACGCAGGCCCAAGUGGACGAGCUCAAAGGGAUCAUGGUCCGCAAUAUAGAUCUGGUAGCCCAAAGAGGAGAGAAGCUGGAGUUGCUGAUAGACAAAACCGAAAAUCUUGUGGAUUCGUCUGUCACUUUCAAAACAACCAGCCGGAACCUGGCUAGAGCGAUGUGCAUGAAGAACCUCAAGCUCACCAUCAUAAUUGCCAUAGUAUCAAUUGUAAUAAUCUACAUCAUCGUGUCAGCUGCCUGUGGGGGGCUAUCGUGGCCAGAUUGUGUAAAGAAGUAGCUGUGGGAACCAGCCAACCGCACAAGAGCACACGUGUAAGAGGAAUGAGCCUCUUAAAACGAACUCGGACCUCCUUGCUCUUCACCCUCCAGGACACUUGAGUCUUUAUGCCUUAUCACCCCAAGCCACAGCCUCCAGGCAGCAAGCAUCACUUUUUUUACACCUACUUGAUGGGAGUUUUGUUUCGCCUUUAACUGCAGAGCUUCCCAAGGGGGAAAGGAAGGCAUUGGGGGGGGGGGGGGGCGCUCUAAACACACUUCUGUAUUAUCAUGCUUUGCACUUUACUGUCCCUGCUGGAAGUGGUGGGGAGAGCUGAAGGUUAUCCUGUUAAUUAUUUAGCCCUUGAGGGGAUAAUGUGGGCGAGGACUGUGAAGCCAGUGGGUUUCUGUUCAUGUCCCCUAGUCCAGAUGCAUGUGAUCAGCUCCCCCCCGGACUUGCUUUCCCAGCAGUGCCUUUCCUAGAUUCAUGCCAGGCUGUGAACUUUGCCUUCGGAGGCUCCUCAUGGGCAUAUUGGUGGGCUCUGCUUUGUGACAUGGGUGAGUAGUAACUGUAUGAUGUUUUAAUGUUGCUGUAAUGUACCUGCUCUUUGUCGUUCAUGUGUUUUGGGAGUCCUGUCCUCCUGCCUGUUUGGAAUAUCAGCCUGUAAGAGGUGCUCAGCUCUGACUUCACCUGCAGGGGGAGCAAGGGGGGGUGGGGGCUAAAGAACUGCUCCAGCCAGCAAAACCCUUUACCAGCCCAGAGCAAUUGCACAGUACACAAGGAUGGAUAUUGUCCACCUGAUUCUGAAUGUGGUAAGGUUUAUGGUGCCUAAGUCACAAGGAAAAGUCUGAUGUCAGGCAGAUGGGACAUUGGGAAAUCCUGAGCUUCUGUUUUGUGAGGGGAAGGAAGACUGGAGAGGAGGUAAGGCUCACUAAAACCUUAAUAUCCUGCCCAUAAAUUGUGUGAAGUCACUUCCAGCAUACAGUGCCCUAAUUGGAUUUGCGUCUCCAUACUAGAGUCAGCUGCUAACACUGAGAGGAGGCAGACAUGUAACUGGAGGUGAUGACUUCAACGAAGUCAUGCACAUUGGACCAGAGGCACCUGGAAAUACGUUUUGGCAGCUUCUGUCUGGAAGCUAUACAGUUUCUAUCGGGCCUUGGAGUAAAAGCACUGCUGCUUGAAGUGGUGGGCAAAGGAAGGUAACAACUAGUUUCCAGGGCAAACCUGCUUUGGAGCGCAUGGGGCAAUUGCAAAUUGAACCGCUUUCUUUUUAAAUGCUUGGUACUUUUAUUAUGGGAGAUCUUAGGGCUUUGUGUGUUAGCAGUACAAGAUAGUGAGCGAACUUUAUAGGAAAAGGAAAUUCUGACGGCAUGCUGACCACAGAGCAGUUGCCUGAUAACAAUGUGAAACGUCUCUCUCCUCCCAGCUUCAUAUGAAUUGCUAUUGAAGUGCAGGGGCAACCCUCGCAGCGGGAAGACACUUCACCUGCCCCUGUACUGCUCUUGUACUAUCUAGUCCUAGUUUUUUCUGUUUCCUGCAGGCAAUUCCUGACAUCUGGACGCAGGUGAGCACUGCUAUAUGUGCACUGCUGUCCUUUCACUGUGCUGCAGAGGUUGAGGCCUCUUGGGGUUGUCCUUGCUUGCCAAGGUUGGACACAGGUCCUGUCUGAGAAGGGCUCUUCUCCUUGUCAAAUACCUUUCCAGGCACAAGUAAAUAUUCAAUUCAUUGUGCAUGUUCUCGGAACUGUUAGUAGUCUUUGUUAAUUUUCUAUGAUUUUGAUUGCCUUUAUGUAAACCUCAGAAAUUGCUUGUUUUUAAAAAACGCACUGAUGCAUUAUUGUAAAAUAAAGUUAAUCUGUUUGAAUAAA